Ectocarpus siliculosus is the source of this 1684-nucleotide messenger RNA. Lineage: Eukaryota; Phaeophyceae; Ectocarpales; Ectocarpaceae. The record is from the annotation of a GenBank genome assembly.
CCAGCUUGUUUUGUGGACGCAGUCCCUACCCAUCGGUGCUCACAUAGGACCGAUGCGGUUCCCCUGCGUAGUCCCAGGCUCGCUUCUUCUGACGCAAGCCCUGGGCUUUGCCUUUGUUGGCUUGCGUCCACCUUUGGGCUUGAGCGGAACAAGCAGGGCACGCUUCGGCGGAUCAUCAACAACGUCACACGAGCAACAGCAACAACAUCGGUGCUUGCGGAUUGGUGUUGGAAGCAGAGGCGGGGCGGGGAGGGAGAGCAGUGUUCUUGCAGGCAUCAACGGCGAGGAGGAUGACGUCGAUGUUGUCCCUGCAAGGACCUUCGUCUCCAGCAGCAACCAGCCGGAGCGGAUCUGCGUCCUCGGGGGAGGAUUCGGGGGUCUCUACACGGCCCUGAGGCUGCAGAAAAUGCCGUGGCGGGGGCGGAGACCAGUCGUCACGCUCGUCGACAAGCGGGACAAGUUCACGUUCUUGCCCCUCCUCUAUGAAUUUGCCAUUGGAAACGCGGAGCUGGACGAGGUUGCCCCGACCUUCCGCGAGCUACUGGCGGGCAGCGGCGUGUCGUUCGUGCAGGGGUGCGUUUCCAACAUCGACCUAGAUGGCAAAGGGGUGACGGUUGCUGGCGCCACGUCCGAUGAUCUCGACGGUUUCAUGAUCUCCGACAACGCCGACGAAACGAGAACCCUCGAGUACGACAAGCUCGUGCUGGCGGUCGGAGCGGAGCCGGCGUCGGGAAUCGACAAGGUGCCCGGGGCGAGGGAACGCGCCAUCCCCUUCUACAGCAUAGAAGACAGCUACCGCGUUAAGCAGGCCAUCAUCAAGCUCAAGGCCCUCGUGAGGGAGAAGGCGGUGUCGCGGGUGGUCGUUGUCGGUGGGAGUUACGCCGGGGUGGAGCUGUCAUGCAACCUCGCGACGGAGCUGGGCGGCGGGAGGAAGGGGAUGGGCAAGGUGGAGGUCACGCUGGCGGCAGGCUCGGAGGUCCUCUCUAUGGCGACUCCCGGCAACCGCGAGGCUGGGCUGCGGCGGUUGACGGAAUCUGGAGUCCACGUGAUGAAAGGGGCGAGAGUGUCCGAAGUCAAGGAGGGCGGCGGCGUCGUGCUGCAGCAGGGGGAAGGAAAGGGCACCGACUCCACGUUCCGUGAGGAGAUAAUGGCCGAUCUGCUGGUCUGGACAGCCGGCAGCCAGCCCAGCUCGCUGCUCGACUCCCUCGACGUUCGGAAGGAUGCCAGGGGCCGCAUCGAGGUCGACCGUAGGCUCCGUCUUAUAGACGCGGCUGGGAACGACGGGGGGGUGGGGGAUGUGUAUUGCCUGGGGGACAUCGCGGCUGUGGAAGGGUUGGAGCUGGGCUGCAACGCACAGGUGGCGCUCCAGCAGUCGGACUAUGUGGCGUACAAUAUCUGGGCGGAUAAGGAGCGAAGGAAGCCGCUCGACUUUAGAUUUUUGAACCUCGGAGAGAUGAUGAACCUCGGCGGGCUCGACGGUUCGUUGACGACGCUAGGCGGUCGGGUCAAGCUCAGUGGGAAGGCGGCGGGCCUCGCGCGACGAGCCGUAUACGCGGUGCGCAUGCCAACGAAUCCCCAGAGAGUGCGGGCCGCGGCGAGCGCUGCCGCUGGGACGGCCUUCAGUGUCACGAACGCGAUAAUAGACAAGGGGCUGAACUUUAUUGAACGUUCUUCAAAGGAGUAG